AUGGAGAAAUGUGAUAAAGACUAUAGUGACUCUUCUCUGCUACAGGCAGCUGAGGAACAAAGCAUUGAGAAAUGUGAUAAAGACUAUAGUCACUCAUCUCAGCUAGGGGAACAAACCAAGACAAAUUCAGACACAGAGCUAGACAAUUCCAAAUGUGUUCCAUAUUUUGAUGACCUGUCUCAGUCAGAGGUAUACAAGACACAUAGAGAGAAGAAAAAAGACAUGCCUUAUCUGUCUACUGAAUAUUUUGAUGACCUGUCUCAGCCAGAGGUAUACAAGACACACAGAGAGAAGAAAAAAGACAUGCCUUAUCUGUCUACUGAAGAUUUUGAUGACCUGUCUCAGCCAGAGGUAUACAAGACACAUAGAGAGAAGAAAAAAGACAUGUCUUAUCUGUCUACAGAAGAUUUUGAGGCAACAGAUAACAUGAAAGAUUACUCCAACAUCCAAAAAAGACAAAAGCAAUAUAAGUGUGAUAUUUGUAUGAAGGUGUGUAGUGGAGCUUCAAACUUGCAGGUGCACAUAAGAUCACAUACUGGAGAAAAACCGUUCAAGUGUGACAUAUGUAAUAAGGAAUUUGUUCAGGCAUCUCUAGUGAAAAUCCACAUGAGAACACAUACAGGCGAGAAGCCAUUCAAGUGUGACGUCUGUGGAAAGACAUUCAUUCAGGCUGCUCACAUGCAUGCACACGCGAGGACUCAUACAGGAGAGCGGCCAUUUAAGUGUGGUUUCUGUGCUAAAACUUUUAACCAUGCAUCAAAUCUUCAUAGACACCUCAGAACACAUACUGGGGAGAAGCCAUUUAAGUGUGAGGUUUGUGGUAAAGGAUUUGGUCAAGGAAAUUCCUUACAAAAACAUCUCAAGAUACAUACUGGAGAGAAACCAUUUAAGUGUUCUUGUGAUUUUUGUGGUAAGGGAUUUUUAGAGUCGGGUGAGCUACGUGCGCAUGUAAGAGUACAUACAGGAGAAAAACCUUACAAGUGUGAUGUUUGUGGUAAAGCAUUUAACGAUCAGUCAAACUAUCGAUCUCACACCCGAAUACAUACCGGGCAAAAGCCAUUCAAAUGUGACGUCUGUGAUAAGGAAUUUACGUUCUCAUGUAAUUUACGGACUCAUAAAAGAAAACACAACCCUGACCAAGAGAAGCCAUACAAAUGUGAGAUCUGUGGUAAGGGGUUGACUGAGGCAGCAAGUCUAAGGCGACACAUAAAAAGGCAUACAGGGGAAAAACCACACAAAUGUGAUGUCUGUGGUAAAGGAUUUAUUCAGGGUGUUAGCCUACGAACACAUAUAAAAAAACACUCCGAAACGGAACCGUUGUGA
Ylistrum balloti is the source of this 1323-nucleotide messenger RNA. Its product is annotated as zinc finger protein 45-like. Gene Ontology annotation, cellular component: nucleus. NCBI's taxonomy places the organism in Eukaryota, Metazoa, Mollusca, Bivalvia, Pectinida, Pectinidae. Gene Ontology annotation, biological process: central nervous system development; regulation of transcription by RNA polymerase II. The record is from RefSeq and is a predicted model, not a curated record. Gene Ontology annotation, molecular function: RNA polymerase II cis-regulatory region sequence-specific DNA binding; DNA-binding transcription factor activity, RNA polymerase II-specific. The transcript has 2 exons. Bases 1 to 1323 code for a protein of 440 amino acids.